Molecule: messenger RNA, 470 nt
Organism: Hipposideros armiger (great roundleaf bat)
Lineage: Eukaryota; Metazoa; Chordata; Mammalia; Chiroptera; Hipposideridae
Gene: APOC4
Product: apolipoprotein C4
Exons: 3
Coding region: 52-432 (126 amino acids)
Biological process (GO): positive regulation of triglyceride storage; triglyceride homeostasis
Cellular component (GO): very-low-density lipoprotein particle; high-density lipoprotein particle
Source: RefSeq, a predicted model, not a curated record
CCCCUCCCCCCAGCCUGCAGCGCUGAGCACAGAGGUACAGAGCCCCCAGAAAUGUUCUCUGGACGCAGGCCCUGGGCCCUGCCCUCCCUCUGCCUCUGCGUUGUGGUCCUGGCCUGUGUUGUGGCAUGCCAGCAAGAAGUGACUGCUGGAGCCCCGAGCCCCCCGCCAGGGCUGGUGAGUAGUUCCUGGAACCUGGUGCGGAACAAAGUGAAGACGUUGACAGAACCGCUGGUGACAAGAGCCAGAGAGGGGUGGCAGUGGUUCCAGGUCCCCAGCACCGUCCAGGGCUUUGUGCAGACCUACUAUGAUGACCACCUGAAGGACUUGGGUCCCCGCACCAAGGCCUGGCUUCGUAGCUCCAAGGACAGCCUCCUGAACAAGGCUCACAACCUGUGUCCCCAGCUUCUCUGCCGGCACAGUGACCAGGACUAAAGUGUUCACAGUCUCCACAAUAAAGAAAUUCUUCUGUG